Molecule: messenger RNA, 450 nt
Organism: Westerdykella ornata
Lineage: Eukaryota; Fungi; Ascomycota; Dothideomycetes; Pleosporales; Sporormiaceae
Exons: 2
Coding region: 1-450 (149 amino acids)
Source: RefSeq, a predicted model, not a curated record
AUGAGUACCCUACCCCUUGCCCAGAGCGAAAGGAAAGGUAUCCUCUGGCAGCGUUUGGGCAUUCAAUCUGAGGCCGAUCAUAGGAUGAUGCUGGACGAGGCGGCAAGGGGAAGAGACCGUCUGAGCAGGAAUCCCGAGAAUUUGACCAACCUCUCCAGAACAGACCCGAGAAUCAGAGCACCCUAUCGUUGGGAUCAGCUUUCUGAGACCGCAAAGCACAGAGAAAUACUGAACAUUUACCACUUGGCCAGCCCCCGCACCAGAUCCUUCUAUGAUAGGGCACGUUAUAGGGCCCGCGUAAAGCAGGACGAGUGGGUCGAGGAAAAUUGGGCCAUCAGAUGGUUCCUAUGGCACAGCUUCCGGUAUCGCGACAACAGGGAAGGGGUGUUCCAUUCCCAGAGCCACGGAGGUAGAACGCGUUUUUCAUUCCUUGAUACCAAUCUAUCUUGA